Molecule: messenger RNA, 678 nt
Organism: Carlito syrichta (Philippine tarsier)
Lineage: Eukaryota; Metazoa; Chordata; Mammalia; Primates; Tarsiidae
Gene: EIF4EBP3
Product: eukaryotic translation initiation factor 4E binding protein 3
Exons: 3
Coding region: 56-358 (100 amino acids)
Biological process (GO): negative regulation of translational initiation
Cellular component (GO): cytoplasm
Molecular function (GO): eukaryotic initiation factor 4E binding
Source: RefSeq, a predicted model, not a curated record
CUCAGACUCAGAGCUACCAUCAGCGCUCUAAACGCCAGUUACCUUUCUGCUGGCCAUGUCCACGUCCACGAGCUGCCUGAUUCCUGGGGGCCAAGAUCGGCUGCCAGAUUGCUACAGCACCACGCUGAGGGGCACGCUGUACGCCACUACCCCAGGAGGCACCAGGAUCAUCUACGACCGAAAGUUCCUGCUGGAGUGCAAGAACUCACCCAUUGCUCAGACACCCCCCUACUGGCUCCCUCAGAUUCCCGGAGUCACAACUCCUCCAGCAGCCCCACCCUCCAAGCUGGAGGAACUGAAGGAGCAGAAGACAGAGGAAGAGAUACUCGAUGAUGCACAAUUCGAAAUGGACAUCUAAUCCUGUACAGAUGACCCCAUGUGUGGAGUUAUAGAGGGAUCCCUCCUCAUGCCGCUGCUGCCACCUCUUCCUGGGCUAUCCAAAGGCCAAUUGGCCUCAUCUAAUCUGGAAGGGAGUGACUUGUUGGUUCUGGGCCUCCUUUAGUUCUGAGGCAGCAAGACCAGAGAUAGGAGUGGGCAACUUGCCAAGCCCUUAGCUCUACUUUCUCUUUGGUCUGUAGGUACUCCUCCCAACCCCCAGCCCUUUCUUUGCUCAGGGGCUGGGGGCUAGGGGGAUGGAGUAUGUCACCACCCUCUGGCUGCUUAGUAAACAUUCAGAGA